Theobroma umbraticum is the source of this 396-nucleotide messenger RNA. RefSeq names its product stigma-specific STIG1-like protein 1. NCBI's taxonomy places the organism in Eukaryota, Viridiplantae, Streptophyta, Magnoliopsida, Malvales, Malvaceae. The record is from RefSeq and is a predicted model, not a curated record.
AUGAAGUUGCUGACCAUCUUCUUCACACUCUCAGCAACAAUUGCUAUCCUUGCUGCAACUAGUCUAGCUGACUUUUAUGAAGAACAAACUUCGUUACGAGGGCUGAGCCGCUUCCUAGCUCAGCAGAACCUCAAAGCCAAAGCGACAUGCGACAAGUUUCCUCGUAUCUGUCGUCUGAGGAACAGCCCAGGACCCGAUUGCUGCAAGAAGAGAUGUGUUAACGUGAAGACAGAUCGCAUGAACUGUGGAAUGUGUGGGUACAAGUGCAAGUAUGGUGAAAUAUGCUGCAAAGGGCAAUGCGUCAAUGCUUCAUUUGACAAAAGAGACUGCGGUGGCUGCUACAAGAAGUGCAAAAGGGACGAAUUCUGUGUUUACGGAAUGUGCAAUUAUGCUUGA